Messenger RNA from Sphaeramia orbicularis (orbiculate cardinalfish), 5138 nucleotides. RefSeq names its product lysocardiolipin acyltransferase 1 (gene lclat1). Gene Ontology annotation, molecular function: acyltransferase activity. Lineage: Eukaryota; Metazoa; Chordata; Actinopteri; Kurtiformes; Apogonidae. Gene Ontology annotation, biological process: phosphatidylinositol acyl-chain remodeling. Gene Ontology annotation, cellular component: endomembrane system; endoplasmic reticulum. The record is from RefSeq and is a predicted model, not a curated record.
AAGUUGAUAGGUCGUGUUAGCAUAAACGGCAAGACGAAUACACUUUUGCAGCAGUUGUCUAGUUGCUAAACAGAAGAAAACGAAGUUGUUGUGGUCCGGGAUUUGACUCAGCUAAUAUGUCGCGUGAAAUAAAUCGUUGGUGAAACAGUUUCAAACAAGUGUUACGCGACUAAUAUACGCGAAACACAGCUGUUUUAUCAUCUUUGCUUGUUAGCUAACGAUAGCACGUUGCUAACUGUCCUUGCUGCGCUGCUAUGUCGCACCAAGUGUUUGUGUCUCUUGGCGAUAGCUUGGUCAACACAGUGGUAAACUAAUUCUAGGAGAAAACACAAAAGAUGGCUGUGUCAGUGCGGGGCUUGUACUUCGUGGUGACCCUGUUUCUGGGUAGUUUUUUUGGAAGCAUCUUCAUGUUGGGUCCAGUCCUGCCCCUCAUGCUGCUGUCUCCUGCUUGGUAUCGCUGGAUCACUGAUCGCAUCGUAGCGACCUGGCUCACCCUGCCUGUGUCUUUGCUGGAGCUGGUAUUUGGAGUGAAGGUGGUCAUAACAGGUGAUGGCUUCAUUCCCGGGGAGAGAAGCGUGAUCAUCAACCAUCGGACACGACUCGACUGGAUGUUCCUGUGGUGUUGUCUGCUCAGGUACAGCUACCUUCGUCUGGAGAAGAUCUGCCUCAAAGCUGCUCUCAAAGCAGUUCCUGGCUUCGGCUGGGCGAUGCAGGUGGCCUGUUUUGUCUUUAUUCAGCGUCGUUGGGAAAUGGACAAGAAGCAUUUGGAGAACAUGUUGGACUACUUCUGUGACAUCAGAGAGCCUCUGCAGCUGCUUCUGUUCCCCGAAGGCACAGACCUCACAGAAAAUACAAGAGCCAAGAGUGAUGCAUUUGCUGCUCAGAACAGCCUGCCAAAGUUCGAGUAUGUUCUGCAUCCCCGGACCACUGGAUUCACCUUCAUUGUGGACACAUUGCGAAAAGGAGACAACCUGGAUGCUGUCCAUGACAUCACUGUAGCUUACCCCAAAAACAUCCCUCAAACCGAACGUCACCUCAUCCUGGGCCUUUUCCCCCGUGAUCACUUCCACGUCCGCCGUUACCCCGUGACUGCACUCCCCUCCUCAUCUGAGCUGGAGUCAUGGUGUCGCGAGCGCUGGGCUGAGAAGGAGGCCCGUCUGCGGGAGUUCUACUCCGGAGAGCCACGGGGCUUUGACAGGGACGGCGUGGCGCGUGUACCUCCGUGUAAGACGGAGCUGAGGGUGGCUCUGAUCAAAGCCGCCUCUCUGCUGUACUGGACCGGCUUCAUAGCUCGGUGCUUCACCGGCCUGUGGCUGUGGGCUCCGUUCAGGUUUCUACUCCUGGUCAUGGUCAGUGUAAUCGUGGCCCAGCAGAAGCUGUUCGGAGGGAUGGAGCUGCUGGAGCUGGCCUGCCAUCAAUAUUGGAAGUCCAUGGCCAAGGACAUGGAUGAAAAAGAGAAAGUGCUGGAUGGAAGAUGAAGUGAGGAUAGAAGAUUGUGUUUCUGUCUUUGCUUAUGGAGGACCCUGAGGACUCUGCUGUGCUGGCCUGCUCAGUCCACAGGGUGUGAGCAUCCCUCUACGGGAUCCAACAGCCCAUGCCUUAGAAAAGGAGUAAGAUGUGCACCUCCUGAUAAUGCAUGGCUAUAGAGGAGGGAUCUUUCUUUGUUUAGAAGAAGCUAAGAGGAAAUAAUGAAUGUUGUGUACAUAGGUUGGGAAAGAAUACAAAAUACCAAGUACUGGAUACUGGGAAAAAAAAUGUGAGUUUUGGUUCUGCUUAUCGGCUCCUAAAUGCCAGGACUGUUUUGUUAAGCUGAGCCGGCAUGCAUGGCUGAAGUCGCAACAGUUUGAAGAGGGAUGCAACCCUGUGUGCAGACAGGAGAUCCAUCUCUUAAAAUGAGCAAAAAUGUAUUCAACACGCCAUUCCCUAACUGUUAAGACGGAUGCACCCACAUGUAAUUACUUUUAGAUAUUCAUCUGGUCAAUAUACCCAUUAAGUGUCAUAAGUAACAACAGUCGGUGACAUGCGGGUCCACACAGGCACAAUUUUUUUUACCUCAGAAUUGUCUUUAAAUGAGUGUGGUCUGAGUCCUAAGUCGUGCUAAUGUUGCAUAUGAAAGUGAAAGAAAUGUAUCUGCAAUCAGUCUGAAAUCUGAAUCAUCCCCUUACCUUGUAUACAGUUGUAUACAAUAUAAUAACAUUAUGUAACAAAAGGGUACAUGUUUGGUGUAAAAUACAAAAACAACAAUUUAUACCAAAUGCAAUAUAAUAUUGAUGUAUGGUUUUAUAUAUUAAUAUGUCAUUAGUGUUUUUUCAACAGGUAACUGAUGUAAGAAUGAUGAUUGAAUCAUCAGAAUCCAAACAGGGAAUCGAUCAGAACUAGAUCGAUAAGCAGAACUGGACCUGAUACCCAACCCUAAAUGUACAUUGUAUCUGUGAUGGGUUCAUGGAAUUCAUCAUGUACCGUGUCACGUUUGUGUUUCUCUUCGUAUAAUCAUUACUGUAGGUCAGUGUUGAUACAUUUCUAAAUGUUUCUGUUGUUGGUGCUUAUCAUAGUUGUUAGCGCAGAACAUCAUUGUGGAAGUGUCAUCAAACAAUACGGUUAGUAUUUGUCGUAUUGUUUCCAUGUCGUAGAACUGGUUUUAUUUGACAGUUUGAGGUUUCAUCCGUGUCAUAAAUGGAACAGAGCCAUAGUACAGGCUCCUGUACAUAUGAGGACUUGAGUACCAUUAUGUAAUUCAUUGCUGUAGUUGCCACAUUAGACCAUUAGUUCUAGUUAAGUCAGAUUUGCGUCUCAGAACGAUACAAUUCCCAGUGAAUUAUUACCAGGUUUAAGGGUAUAUAAAUAUACCAUUGUUUACCUUUAAUGGGUAUAAUUACCCUUUUCUACCAAUUGGGGAAUCAACUUUUUCCUGUUAGGGAGAAUGUUUGUGUGUUAUUACUGUAUAGGGACAUGUUAGUCUGCAAGUGUGUUUGACAUAAAAGCCAAAGGUGAUAAUAGCAGAUGGAAUCUAGAAGAAGUAACCAAACAGAAUGUGGUCUGUCAUCUUAAGAAACCCAACUCUGGGAAGAUGGACGAGGUAGGGCUGGGUGAUACGGCAAGAAAUAAGAUCAGAUAAUCCCAUUUCUGAAUCACGAUAUUUAUAUUUUUUCCCGCUAGUUUGGAGAGUAUCCUGAGAUGACUUUACACCUUAAGAAAGAGUAAUAUGGUGACACUGAAAAGAGAAAACAAUCUGAUACUUAAAAUAGUCAUAUUAAGGCUCAUUUAUGCUCACUUUAUGUAUGUAAAUAGGUGCAUUUGUUUCUAAUGUUGUCAUACAUCACUGCCUUCAUACUUCUGUGCAUCCUGUACGUUGGAAUGAGCGUUUCUCAAUUAAUCCACCAGAGGGCGACACUCUUAAUUACCAUACUGGCCCAAUACCACAAAGAGUUGAGUUUUUCGAGAAGAAGAGGAAUGUCAAUAAUAAAUAAGUAACAAACAUGGCGACGACAGAGGAGGUUUUACUAAUGUGGAUACUAAUGUUAAUAUUGACAAGGGUAGUUGUCAUAAAUGUUUCGGUAGUUCUUCACUAAUGCAGACAGUCGCUCUUUGAAAAGUUCUGCUAUUUAUUGGAAAUUAUUCUGUUCAAAUCUCCACACUGCCUCCAGUGUUCUGGUGGUACUGCUCCAUUUUGUCCAUUUGGGUAUGCAUCUGCAAGCUCCCGGAAAACGGACAGACGUAUGCACGCAAUGUAUGCAGGGGACAGACAGAACGCUCCGUCCGUAUCCAUUUGCAUCUUUAACGUAGAGCAUAAAUGAACCCUUAUCAUCUUAUAGGAACAUGUCAGUAUUUGAGAAAAUAUAUAUAAUUUAGAGGGAAAGUUAAAAAUACUGUGAGAAAGUUGUAAGAAGAGACUAAAAUAAUAUUUUGGAGAAAAAAAAUCUGUGUGGCUCUAUUGAAUCCAACAUUGAGUAUAGAUGUCUGAAUUUCUGCCCUGUACUUGAACACACCAUGACUUUCAUUGUCCUCACACUAGCUGUACAAAGCCAUGUAGGUUUCAGGGUUUAGUCCAGAAAGAAUGUCUUUAAAUGGAAACCAGAACAUACUAGAAACACGGCUGAGUCUUUGAUCACGAGGCUGUUCAGUACAAACAUGUCACAUUUAUUUCUUCAGUUUACCAGGCUGUAUCUGUAUCGGGUACAAAUGUCCAAAGUGUAUCGUUAAUGAUAUACAUUUUGCCCCAUUUUGAGGUCAUUGUAUCGCCCGGCCCUACACAGUUACCUUUUACAUCAGCGUUGCAGGUCUUUGUGAGAUGUCGUAUGUGGGAAGCAGAUGAGCUUUGUGCCCUUUCAGGGAGUGAAGGGAUGCCUUGUAGAGUCAGAAUGUGGGUGGUGCUGGGCUAGAAGAAUGUCCUGUUGGGACAACAUUACCCCUCGAUGUGCAGGGUGGCACUGAGGACCAGACUUGGAGUGGAAAACUGGCCCUGAACUCGACCUAAUCCAAAAAAGCCCCAUAAUGCCCACCUCUCACAGUGCCCCUCUUGGGGGACUGGCACUGAUGCGGCUGCUAAACUCAAUUAGCAAAUGACAGCUGUGAAAGCUAUUCCAAUUGUGCCAAAAAAGGACAGAAAUUGAAAUAAGAUAGAGCGGUGCUUCAGGCACAGUUUGAGUCACUGACCCUUCUUGCCAUUCUCCACAGUAGAAACCAUGCCAUAGAAAAUGCUGUCUCUGCGGUUGUUUCCGUAACUCAUGUGAUGAUGUAGCCACUACAGCCGCUCAGACAAACCAACACUAUGUUUAGCAAACACAAAACUAGGUUGACUGAAGCGUCUUUAUUCAUGUGAGUCUGUAGCUCCUGUAGUUUAGAUGUUAAGGAGCUCUUUUCCUUUCACUGUGAUUCAGCUGUUUUAUAACAGUUUAAUCAUCAGCAUGUAGUAGUUUACCAAACAUGGUACCUGUUCAUGUUUAAGACCCCUCAACCAGCUACAAUCUACAUGUAUUCUAUUGCUGUUUUAUUUUUGUUAAUUUGCCUAUUUUGUAAUCACAGCUGAUGCUGGACCUCCUUGAAGUCACUGUCCUCAGGUAUUUACAUUGGACACUGUUAUAAGUCAGUCUCUUAAAGGAAUAAAUAUAUCUAAAUAAAUGAAUAUACUCUAUAAACCA